Rhagoletis pomonella (apple maggot) is the source of this 594-nucleotide messenger RNA. RefSeq lists its product as uncharacterized. The coding region runs from base 1 to 594 and encodes 197 amino acids. The record is from RefSeq and is a predicted model, not a curated record. The transcript is spliced from 2 exons. Gene Ontology annotation, molecular function: nucleic acid binding; zinc ion binding. NCBI's taxonomy places the organism in Eukaryota, Metazoa, Arthropoda, Insecta, Diptera, Tephritidae.
AUGGUUCAUAUAGAGAUACAUGAUAUCGACGAAGUUACGACAAGCGAAGAGGUGUGCUUAGCUUUAAAUGGUCAGGGUGGGUCCACUAAAGUGCUAGUAUCCGAUAUCCGGUCGAUGCGAAAAGCGUACGGAGGCACACAGACCGCAACCUUACUCCUACCCGAGAGCUUUGCCAAUAAGCUAGUAGGCCAAGGUAAAAUCAGAAUUGGCUGGGUUAUCUGCCGAAUAAGACAUAAAAUACAGCCAAAGCGCUGCUACAAAUGCUUUGAGUUCGGCCACAUAUCGAAGGGCUGUCGGAGCAGCGACGAUUUUGGCAAACCGUGCUUCAAGUGCGGUCAAACUGGGCAUACGGCCAAACUACGCACAAAUGCACCACGGUGCUUAUUAUGCGUAAAACGCGGCAGCAAUCCUACCAGCCACCAGGCAGGAGGCAACAAGUGUCCGGUAUAUCAACUGGCGCUAAGCAAACUAAAGCUUGAGGCCAAUUUUGUUUAUUUGGAUCUCGGUAAUCGCGAAUUAAAACCUUUUGACCCUUGCAGAACUCAACGUUGCGUUUACCUUGGUGGUUGCGAACAUUCGAUUGUUGACUUUUAA